AGAAAUAAAUAUAAAUAAAGAUGGCGGAACUGAAAUUGUUGAGUGCGGACCUCUCCGUUGUACUUGCGUGUUUAUAGAGCUUUAUUCAAAGUUGGUGAUCUAUAAAGUAUUUCAAAACUCUAAUCAACUUAUUCUGCUGCAGUCAGCUUGAAUUGUGAGUAAAUUUGGAUCUAUAAUAAUAAUAAUGGAUGUAAAUAUAUCAGAAAUAAAAGAUGGCGACCCGACGCGACCUGUGCUGGAAGCGCCAUCUGUGCUUGAAACGCAGAAUCCAAUCCUAGAGGGCAGUGUUAAAAAGAAGAGGAGGCGCGGGAAAACUAAACGUAAAAUCAUGAAACCGUUUUUGAAGAUACCUUGGCAAGAAAGAAGAAAAUACGAGAAAUCUAAAAGGAACAACAGGUUUCGUAAAAUGGUUUUAACGAAGUCGCGUGCACCUUUCAACAAUAAUCAGUUCUUAAUGGAAAUUCAUAAACCAGAGCCUGAAAAUACUUUCAUCAUGCGAACACCUUCCGCACGUACUCGUGAUUCGAGUUUCAGCAUUGAUUCUGAAGACAAUUAUUUUUUUUCUCUUCCGGAAGAUGAAGAGGAAUACUUGACUAAAGAAUUUUCUAGCGUUUAUGAGGAUGCGCAAUGCGAACGUUUAUCAAAUAUGUCGAAGAAUGAACUCAUUCAAGAAUAUCUAUUACUUGAGGCAAAAUAUGACAAUCUUGUCAAACGAACUGAACGUUCUAAGCCGAAAUAUUUUAGUGACAAGGAUUGUUCUGGAUCUGAAAAGGAUGCCUCUCUUACAGAUAAAGAUAGCAUGAUAACGGAAAGGGAUACAUCGGGUACCUCUAUUGAAUCCAAUACAGUUUAUGAGCCAGCUGUAAAUGAAAUUAUGCAACGGUUGAAAGAACAAGAAGAUCAAAUACGUGAUCUAAAAUUGGCCAAUGAAAAGUUACAACAUGAAAAUGAGCAUUUACGACAAACAUCACAUGGGUCAACAAGUGAAGACUCGGAAAGUGAUAGCUCUUCUAGCUCAGGCAGUUGUAGUAGUAGCUCUAGUCGAAGUCAGAGUCCCAUUAACGAUUUGGAGAUAGCAGAGACUGUAAACAAUGGCAAUGAAAUUCACACUAAUGGUGAUCAAAAUGAUGUGGCUGAUGACAUAGAGCCCAUUUAUCCUCUUGUUAAUGGUUUUCAUAGUCCAAAAGAGUAAACAUUACCUACAGGUUCAUGAAAUGAGCCUCUGGAAUGUGAUUAUGAAAGUUUUUUUUAUACUUACUUAUGUAAAUUAAUUUAAUUUUGGUAGGAUAUUAUUUAAUUUCUUAUUUUGUUUACUCCCAGUUUUAUUGUAGUUUACACCUGAUAAGGGAACAUGUUAAGCACAAUGCAUUUAGUUACUUGCCUUAAAAUAUUUUAAACCCCUGUUAUUGUACAAAUGAUUUUUCAUCACUGUGGGAAUGUAAUUGUGAGAUCUCAUAUUAGGUUUAGUGAAAAUUGUCUGUGAUAUCCUUGUGGAUAUUUUGACUGUAGUGGCUUUUGAGGCAUACAAAAGGGAAAUGUUUAAUAUAAUGUUAUUCCAGUUAUAGAUCUCACUUUUAUGUUGAAACAGUGAGCAAUUAAGCUCUAGUUAUAAGACGAAAUGUAUGAAUGAAAAAGAGUUCUAAUAUAUUAUCAAUAGGUAUGGUUUGAUGGUAUCUAUAGGUACAUUUAUAUCCGGAAAAGUAUUUUUAAAGCAUUAAAAAAUCUAAUUUGCAUGCAAAAUUCUUAUACGAAUUCCGAUAUGAUUAGAGCUAAUUCGUAUUUGAAUUGAAAGUGCUUCAAAAAUACGCCUCUUGGGUAUUUUUAUUAGAUUUUAUUUAUCUUUGCCUUUUUCCGCGGCUCUUCCCGCGUGGUUUGCCUUUGUCACAGAAAUACUUUCGCGCAUCCAACUUCUUUCUUUUUACAUAGCCUACCUAGUAAUGGGUUACCGGCCUGAUAGUUCUUAUUUUAUUCAUUAAUUCUAUGUCUACAUACAAAAUUCAUAUUUGUAAACCAAAUGAAUGUGUUAUCUAUCUAUGCUGUUAUAAAGCUAAGUAGGUAUGUAUGCAAUAUGAAAUACCUAGGUAUUAUCUAAGCUUGAUUAAACAUAAUAAUGUGAAAAUAAUACAUUGUAACAGGGAUUGUAUUAAUUUUUUGCUGACCUAAUAAAUAUGUUAAAGUUA
This is a messenger RNA of Ostrinia nubilalis (European corn borer), 2180 nucleotides long. RefSeq lists its product as uncharacterized. The record is from RefSeq and is a predicted model, not a curated record. The transcript has a single exon. NCBI's taxonomy places the organism in Eukaryota, Metazoa, Arthropoda, Insecta, Lepidoptera, Crambidae. Gene Ontology annotation, biological process: negative regulation of transcription by RNA polymerase II; negative regulation of cyclin-dependent protein serine/threonine kinase activity. Bases 185 to 1192 code for a protein of 335 amino acids. Gene Ontology annotation, cellular component: nucleus; cytoplasm; nucleoplasm. Gene Ontology annotation, molecular function: cyclin-dependent protein serine/threonine kinase inhibitor activity; 7SK snRNA binding.